Messenger RNA from Cucurbitaria berberidis CBS 394.84, 10180 nucleotides. RefSeq lists its product as uncharacterized. The record is from RefSeq and is a predicted model, not a curated record. NCBI's taxonomy places the organism in Eukaryota, Fungi, Ascomycota, Dothideomycetes, Pleosporales, Cucurbitariaceae. Bases 192 to 9959 code for a protein of 3255 amino acids. The transcript is spliced from 2 exons. Gene Ontology annotation, biological process: fermentation. Gene Ontology annotation, cellular component: membrane.
CGCGCGCAAUUGUGCAUCCGGCACAUAUUCUCCUCGGGCCACUAUCAACAACCCUACAGACGCUUGGUGAAGACGACCUGCUCAAGCAAGAGCAGUUCCAGCGCUCGUUCCCGCCCAAGCACACGACCAUGCGCGCCUUCCCCGCGGAGCCAUGAUGCACAACACACAGCUCCAUACAUCGACCUGUAGCCAUGGCCCGGUCAAUCGUUGCAGAACCCUUGGAUCCACGCGCCGGCUUCAAUUGGGUGUUCCUGGUUGAGCUGUUGAUAUGUAGCAUCCUAACCGUCUUCUUCCUCUUCUACUUCAACCGCCUCUUUGCUACCCUCAUCUCCUACGGCAUACGCGCAUACACAUGGCGUACCUUUCACGCCUACAUCGACAUCACCUCCCUCCAGAUCUCCCCGCUCGGUGGCCGCAUCUUCUUCAAGGACAUUCGCUACCACGGCCACAAUGAGACGAUACUGGUGCAUGGCGGCCACAUUACCUGGAAUUACUGGCUGCGCCGGGUAAGGAAUGCGAGCGUGUAUAGUGACGACAACCCUCCCGGAGAUGACGCAAGCCACCAAUCGCCCAGUACACCAGACAGCCGGUCUGCCAGCCGAAGUAGGAAUGUGGAUAGGGCUGAGAAGGGAGGCAAGCAGACGCCGAAGCAGCUGCCAUGUCGUAUCUCAAUCAAGGUCUCGGGCGUCGAGGCCUUCAUGUACAACCGCAGCCCCGGCUACGAUGCCAUCAUUGAGGCAGUCCAGCGCAAGGCCGAGCACGCUGCUAAGCAAGAAGAGGCUCACCCUGGCACUGGCACUGGCACUGCGUCGGUUGCCGAAUCGGCCACGAUGCACAAGGAAGAAGAACAUCAUCAUCAUAACAAAUUGAGGAAAGCGCCAACGGAGAGCGACAAGAACUUCACACGAGCCGACACAGGUCGCUCGACUACCUCAACGCCAAAGAAAGCUGAGCUUCCGGCCUUUCUUAACCUGCUUCCCAUUCACGUCGACAUCACAAAGGGCGCCAUUGUUGUUGGAAACGAACACACAUUGGCUGUCAUAACUGCCCAAUUCGAAAAGGCAACAGGGACUUUGGAUGCAGGGCCUAGUGGCCCGUUGGACGUAUACCAGCAGCUCUUCAAUUUCCAGGUUGUGCAUCCUGUUGUGCACAUGAAGCCAAAUCCAGACUACAAGGCCGGCCAGCUCGACACCGCCGCACACUACAAGCAAGAAGCGAGUCAAGGCACUGUCGAAGAGAGCAUCAUCGAGGAAGACGCCGGGCGCAAGAGACCGAGCCGCUGGUUGAAAAAGCUCUCGAGCUUUUCGGGUCUGUUUUCCAAAUCAUCCGACUCUAUCCACACCCAUUCAAAGUCUAGUCGAGGGGCAGAUAGUAAGAUGUUUGCCCCUCAAUGGCACUUUCCAGGACAGGAACGCUGGAAAGGACUGGCCCGGUACCUCGAUGACAGUGUAAACGAUGGUCAUGGCGAAUGGGAUGGAGUGGAAUAUGCAAAGACCUCGCUGAUCGCCGAUGUACCAAGCGUCAAUGUUUCUUUCUAUUGGGACGUGGCUGGUCCAGUGCUGCGCGAGAUUGACAACAGCAUGUACAUUGACCCUGCCCGCCCUCAUGACAUUAAUGGCAGUCUUCCCCCCGACUAUGGCAUGGAUAUUCAGGUAUUUGGCGGUACAAUAAACUACGGGCCGUGGGCGGACCGGCAUCGAGGCAUCUUUCAGUCCAUGUUCUUCCCCGGGUCACACGUCGAUGCUGUCCCCACAGAGCCCUUGAAGCCAGGUGAUACUCGUGUCCUAUCCAUCUUCAAGUUAUAUCUAGGGAUCGAAGAAGAUACGGUACUUCGCAUACCCAUUCGGGAACCAUCAAAAGACUGGAAAUGGAAAGGAAAAGCCCACACAUUGGCGGCACACGACAAGCACGGGGUUGAUAAGAACAAAGGCAAAGCCAAAUCCCGCAGGAAACGAGGAAAACAUCGGGAUGCUACUGCUGCGCAAAAUGUACGCCCGUUCGCCUGGAUCGACGUUAAAGUCGCCGGCGACUCAUCCGUCAACUAUGUCAUGGACAUGUACGCUACCGAGCUAGGAUAUCAAAGUAAAGUGGACGUUGAUAUCAAGAAAACCGAAAUCUCAUCUAGUGUCAACCACGGUUUGCUGUGGCGCUCCGGUGCCAUUGCGCUUGACUGCGACCUCUCGAAUCCUAUCGGCUGGAACGCACUGCGAAAGUGGCUGUUCAACAUCAAAUGCCAGGAUUUGGAACUGUUCCUACUCAGAGAUCAUCUAUUCCUUCUGACGGAUCUUGUCGCCGAUUGGGGCUCUGGUCCACCGCCUGACUACUUCCUCUUCGUGCCUUUUCAAUACCUCCUCAACAUUGAUUUUGCGGACUUCAAGCUGUAUAUAAACACAAACGACUCCAACAUCGUCAACAAUCCCGCGGAUCUCGACGACAACAAUUUCAUCAUCCUGUCCGGAAAACGCUUGCAAGGAGACGUUGUUAUACCGCUAGACAAAUUUCGGCCACUUCAAAAUGAGAUCAAGUUCGACGUCAAGGGUCAUGAUCUAGGCCUCGGAGUCCUCAUGCACCAGAAAAACACGCUAAAAACAUUUCUUAAAUCAUCGAACGUGGCUCAGCUUGGCGGCCUGACCCUAACCGGCACUCACGCGUAUAUGACCGAAACCUCCUCGAUGAACACCGACAGACUCUUCAUGGACAUUCAAGGUCACAAAUUGAAUCUUGAGCUGUAUGGGUGGCUCGUAUUCCACUUCAUGAAAAUCAAAGACAACUAUUUCGGCGACGACAUGCACUUCAAAACUCUUGAGGAGUUUCAAGGCCUUCCAAGCGCGACUCUUGCAGCGGAUGGUACGAAGCCAGACGAACAGCCUCCUCAAGUUUCAAAUGAUUUAGAUGUCAUUCUUUCCGUUUCGGCAGAUCAAGUCAGCGUCCUUUUGCCUGCAAACCUGUAUUCGGCCGAACGCAGCCUCCGCGCUGACCUUCCUUACGCUUCUGCAGAUCUUAGAUUCACCAAUUACUAUAUGGACCUUAUGGUAAAUUUUAGCCCUAUCAGCAUCUCUCUUGGUGGUUCUAUGACAAGCCCGGAUCACCCCAAUGAGUUCACAAGCGGUGGUACGGAGCUCUUCAUCGAGUCUACGAUUAUAUUUGGACACCGUCUCUUCGGACUGCCUCCAGCCGAGCCUACAUAUGUCUGCAGUUGGGACUUCGAGGUGGGAAGAAUAUCAGGAGAGUGCACGUCAGACUUUAUCGAAACCGCGGCCGGAGCAGCACGUUCCUUUGCGUUCACUUUGGAUGAUGAUGAAAAUUCUCUUCCUCUCACAGAGGUUGAAGUGAUACAUGAUUCAACCUUUCUAAGAUUGAAGACGGGAGAAGUCCAUGUCUGGUUGCAUGUCGUGCAGGAAGCCCUGCUUGUCAGGACUAAUCCUGUGAGUCUAGACUUCAACGACCUAGCAGGUAGCACCUUCUCGCAGCGACUCCACGCCCACAUUCCGGACCUUAUCAUCAGUGCUGUGGACUCGAAGUCUGCAUUGCGCCAUAGAACGCGUUCUGGGGAGCAGCAUGUCAUCGAGACUCAUGCCUUUCUCCAGACGACAUUGUCAUUUGAUAUGCUGAAUCGCAAAUUGGAUUUUUCCGACAAUCGCAGCAAACAACAGGUUCACAUGCAAAUGCAUGACCAGCGAACAAAUCGCACAGCUUUCAUGUUUGCUGACGAUCCCACAUCCUCCUACCGUCCAAGCGCUAGGAGUCAGGACGUAAGACCACCAGCUAUGCAAUAUCCAGAUAUUCCGCACCCAAUCUUUUUGUUUCAGCCACCUAGUCAGCACAAGGACUCUUCCAACUCGUCAAAGUACUCUUUGGAAACUCUGUCAACAAGAGGACGGCCAUUGCGCACCACUAAUUCACAAUCUUCGUCAAGCGCUUCCCUGGCCAGCAGCAUUCGAUCCACAACUAGACACAAAGGCACUAGCAAAACUGCGGAGUCUAGCAGAAGUCGAACGCUUCUUGGAGGCUCACCAAAUCGAGCUGAUAGUGAAGCUCGCUUUUACACGCCACUUAAAGAAGAAGAGCGUGCGAAGCGCAACUUGGCUCCGUCAUCUGUUGCACUAUCGAGCUCUUUGGCCACCCCACACUUUCCAUUAGAUCAGGUGGCCCCUGACUUGUCCGAUGUUCCUCUCUUCCCAACUUUGCCUCCAUCUCUUGAGGAUCGAGACGUCGAGGACAUCGAGUUCAACGAUGUGUCAACCAAGCACCUGGAUGAAGGCUUCAACCAUACUAGCCUAUUGGUCAGCGCAGAACCAGGCAUACGAGUGCACUGUACGCCAGAGUUCAUCAGAAGCGUAGCUGAUCUUAUUGAACUCGUCCAGCCUCGUCGCCCUGAGGACAUGUUAGACGACUUCCAAGUCAAAGUCAUGACAAAGAUCCUUGAUAACAGGAAUCGACUUGAGGGGAAAGGAAGCUCAAUCGAACUCAGCGUCCGCAUACCUUUUACCCAUUUUCGGUUUCAACAUGGGUUUGACCCACACUCAGCAGGCGAAUCUGGCAAAGAUCAAUACGAUGUUAUUUUCAACCGAUUGAAGUCUGCUGCGCGAGUCAAGAAAUAUCCGGGUGAACGAGCCGGCGAGAAUUCGCUAGCGUUGCAUACCACAUUGGGCUCCCUUGGAGUCUCAAUGACGGAGCGCACUCGUCAUGGAUCGAACGAGGACGUCGCAAUUCAGGCCGAAGUCAAAGACGUUCUUGUCUGGAUGUUACAGAACAAAGAGACGUCUGUCAACGUUUCUUUUCGAUCCUUUGAGACUGCCACUGCAAGCAGGAAGAUCGAUUAUCUUGCGUCGCUCAUUCAUCGAACAACGCUUCUAGCCGAUGGGUUGGCGGCCAAAUUCAUUGAAGUCGAGCAAAAACAACAACAUCGACUGCGCUAUUUAGCAUGGUAUCUCACCAGUAUACAAAGUCAGUAUCCAGAUCCUACUUUUCUGACGAAAGCAUCAUAUGCUCUCCGCGCUGCGAGGGACCAUUUGCGUAGUCACGACUCAUGGAAGAUUAUUUCUCGUUUUCGUUAUACGUGGCAAUGUCUCCCACAGAACGAGCAGGUCAAGCUGUUGAGUGAUUGUUCACAACAGUCGGUUCAAUGUCCAGCAAAUGUCGAAGAGAAGAUCAUUGCGAUGUGGGACGAGUGGCGCACGUGGGAUCUGGCACAUGUGAAGAAGAGCCUUGCAAUGCGACUCUUGUUUGGCCAUGUCACAGAGAAGCUGCCCACGCCUCAAUCUGCGCCGCUACAUCUCGAUAUCAAAUCCGCGGGCAUCAAGCUGAUCGUUGACCCUGGCCCACGACAGAGCGAAGUCGUUUUACGCAUGUUAGCGAUCAACGUCGUGCUACUACCUCCAACAGAGCCAACUGGCCUCAUGCUGGUGGGAACUGAUACCCCCAAAAAGUGUGCAACCGUUCAAGUUAGUUCGAGGGAAAGUAUUCUGCACAUCCAAUGGGAAAUUUGCGAACUCGCGGAUGCGUUGUUGAAGCUGUUCCAAAAGGAAAAUCUUCAAGCCACAGAGAGAGCUUCGUCGAGGGUCCUAGAAACUAUGCAAGUUACGGCUCCGCUCUAUGACCAAGAUAUUCAAGUGGUUUUCGCCACAGACAAGGCUCAGCUUAUAUUAGACACUAUCAACUUACGUAGCACAACCACAGGGCGACGUCUGCAGUUUUCUUUCAUCGAUGCCGAUAGAAAGGCCUCCGGUCUUGGGGAGAUCUUAACAGCGCAUUUACACGCGGACUUAUCGGUUAGCGAGCUCUCCUUUCGAUCACGGUCGUUAGCCAAAACGCAGUUCGAACAGCCCACUCUUUCUUUUGCCCAGGUCCAGCAUGGUAACGAUAGCGACAUUCCUGAUGAGAUCAAAGCUGCUGCUGCAAGUCGCAAGAUUGUCGUCAAGGUCGAAGAAGAUCUUCUCGGUCUCAUCGAAGUUGUUGACACCGUGCUUAAGGAUGAGGUAGCAUACUUCCACCGACAGUUCGAAGUCAUCCAAGAGGUCAUGAAAGAAACGACAAAGGAGGCCAAGCCCAAAGAACAUGCUACCCAACUGCCAAAUGUCACACUUGCUCUUUUUAUGGACGCAUAUCAAGUCGAAUUAGCCCUGCUUCACCCACUCUGCUGGUCGGUUACAGGGUCAUCCGGGCGCAUUGCAGUCAUCCCCGCUCUUGGCCGAAACAUCUCGCUGCAAGUUGAUUAUGACCUGGAGGCCAAUCUUCAUAGAUUAUACAGCAAUGCUUCGGAGCGAUCCAACAUCAUCAGCUCGUUCGAGUUGCCUCCAAUCAAUGGGCGACUGACUGUUACACAAAGUGAAAAGGAGACUAAGAUCUUCGCUUCAGGUACCGUUGAGAAGAUCCAAUUCCAGGCGUCGGAAAUACAAGCACUUGCCACUACACUCAACAAACCGGAAAUGUCACAUAUGCUACAAGCCGUUCAAGAUGAUGUUGAGGUCUUGAAAACUCACAUUGAAGAGAUAUUCCCAGCUUCAUCGGACUCACCAGUGGUGAAGGCUCCCCGCACAUCAAGAGAUAUCUUGUUUGGUGUCCAAAUGACGCUAUCUGGGAUGGACAUAUCGGCAAACGCCCCAGGGCAACAUCCAGACUCACCUACAGCAAAUCUAGCUCUCAGGCUAUCAUCUGUGCAGCUGAAGGCUACAAACAUCCAAUCUGAUCAAAGCAUAAUGGAAUAUCUGGAAGCCGUCAUCCGAAUUCACGAAGUCACCGUCGAUCUGAGCCUGACCGACUCGGAAACCGUCCGCCGAUGUGGCAAUCUUACUUUCGGUGCAACAUUUCAAGCGACUACUGAGAAGGACUCUGAGCCUACACGUAGAGUAUAUCGUCUUCGCAGUUCAGGCCUAGAGGUGAACGUCUUUGCGGACACUGCCUCAGCCGUUGUAGACGUCCUGAACCACCUACAAGAUAAGAUCAAAGACCUCGACCUAUCCAAGGAGAAAAAGUAUUUGCAGAGGCUUCGACAUACGAAGAGUAGGAUAACCCAAAAUCGUGAUAAGAGCAUCAAGAGUGAUGUCAAUAGCGACUCCGAGACCAUCGACUCUGGGGCCUUGUUCACAUCGACGUAUUCUCUAGAGCUUCUCGAUGUCCAGGUCAGUUGGGUCGUAGGAAACUCAGUUACCGCCUUUCCCCGAAGCGAGAUCGAGGAUCUCGUGCUAUCAUUUGGGAAUAUUGACCUGUCCACGCAAAAAGAUGAUGCAGCACGUCUAAUGAUCGAGAAUAUGCGGCUGCAGAUGGUCCCAGUAUCGGCUAACAAGAGGCCGCGAUCGCUAAACUCAGCCCUACUGCCCAAAAUGGUAUUCAACGUGGCGUAUGCAUCUACGAAGGACACCCGAAAAGUUGCCUUCAACGCUGCAGGCAAGUCGCUUGACCUCCAACUAGAUUCUCAUUUCAUCCUACCAGCAAAUGUCAUCGAAAGAUCUAUCGCUCUCGCCGGCAAGAAGUUCCGCAAAGCAUCUGCGAACUGGAGCAUGACACCAACCACGACUGGUGCUCAGCGUAAGAGUCCAUUUGGUAACAAGCGUUUGGCAUCGUUGACCGUCGAUGCCAACUUCGCUGGUGCUGUUGUACAUAUCAAUGGAAACGAAACUGCGCCGGUGCAGGGCUCGUCAAAUAAAGCGCAACAGAAAGGUAGGUAUAGCCAGUUUGUAGGCGAUGGAUCUAAGAGCAGCAUGGCCCUACGAGCACCAGGUGUGGCUGUGCGUGUGGAGUAUCAAGACGACGGGAACGACCCCUAUUUGAAUGGUGAGCUUCGCGUUGAUGGCUCCACUAACACCCUGCUGCCGACGGUUGUGCCUAUCAUAAUUGAUAUCUCUGAGAGCGUCAAAGCAGUUGUCCGCGAAAAGGAUGGUCAUGAAUCACCCAGCUCUCCAGAAGAUUCAAAUGUCGAGACGAAACCUGCUGCUAAACUGCUCGAGGAAGACAACAUCAUCACGGCCGAUCCGGCAACUCUCUUGGGCCGAACAAGGCUCAAUCUUGGUCUCCGAAUCUGCAAGCAAGAGUUCAGUCUCAGUUGUCAGCCCAUCGCGCGCGUCACUGCCAUUGCUAAGGUUGACGACAUAUACAUCACUGUCAACAGCGUCAAGUCACAGGAGCAUGGACAUUUCUUCGCUGCAUCCGCUGCCUUUGAAAAGCUUGAAGCUACUGUGCAACAUGUGUACUCGCGAGAGUCUACAUUUGGCUUGGAUGUUGAAUCAAUCGUUCUAUCCUUAAUGAACAGCAAACACGUCAGCGGAACCAGUGGCAUCUCAGCUAUACUCAAGAUCAAUCCAACAGCACUUCAGAUCAACGCUCGUCAACUUCAAGAUUUCUUGCUCUUCAGAGAGAUAUGGGUACCACCAGAGAUCCGACGAGCUUCGAAGUCCCCAACGGAAAAUCCGAAUCAGGAACCACAGGAGUACCUUAUGCAACGCUACCAGCAAGUCACUGCCGCGACUGCGUUUCCUUGGAACGCUAACGUGACAAUUGCGGAUGUCAAGGUCGAUUUGGAUCUUGGGCAGGCCAUUGGAAGGUCAUCGCUACAUAUCCACAAUAUGUGGGCCUCGUCCAAGAAGAGCACUACUUGGGAGCAAAACUUAUGCAUUGGUGUUGAGAAGAUAGGUGUUGAAAGCACGGGUCGCACAAGUGGCUUCAUCGAGCUUCAUGGGAUCAAAGUUCGAACAUCGAUCGGUUGGCCACUACAAGAAACCGGUGCUCGUCGGUCGCCACUGAUUCAGGCAUCAAUCGCUUUCCAGCAGUUGCGUGUCAAGACUGGAUUUGACUAUCAGGCUUUUGUCAUGGCGGAUGUUGCGAACUUCGGAUUCCUGAUGUACAAUGCCCGGGAAGAAGGCAAGGAUGCGAAAGACCGCCUCGUUGCUAUCCUUGACGGUGACAAGGUACACGUUUUCUGCCACGCUACAAGCGCUGCCCAGGGUCUCGCACUAUGGCAGGCCAUCGAAAGACUCAUUCAGGAAAAUCAACAAGCGUAUAGGCAGUCGCUGAAGGAUAUCGAAAAGUUUCUCCGGCGCAAAUCCUCCGUAUCAACACCCUUCGGUCGCUCGCCAUCUCAAAGUCAGAUCAUUGCCAAACCGAAUGACGACACUUUCAAGGCGCCAAUUUCGCUGCACACGGACGUUGUAGUCACGUUACGUUCCAUUAAAUUUGGCGUCUUCCCGUCGACCUUUAUCGAUCAUCAAAUCCUUAUGCUGGAAGCUGGUGACAUGCAAGCGCGCUUCGCCGUCGCUCUCGAGAAACACAAGAUCCACUCCAGCCUCGGCAUGACUCUUGGUCAACUCUCCGUCGCACUAUCAUCUGUCCCAACACCCAAGAAGAGCAUUUCAGUCACAGAGCUUACGGUCGAAGACGUCGUAGAAUUUGCGCGCUCAGCACGAGGUGGCACAAUUUUGCGAGUACCGAAAGUCAUUGCAACAAUGCACACAUGGCAGGUACCUACGAGCAACCACAUUGACUACCUAUUCAGGAGCUCGCUGGAGGGUAAAGUGGAUGUAGGUUGGAACUAUUCACGCAUCUCCUACAUCCGGACAAUGUGGUCAAAUCACUCACGCACCCUCGCAUCUCGUCUUGGCAAGCCUCUACCAGAAUCAAACAUCAAGAUCAGCACUUCACAAGCCUUGCAAGAUGAUGAUCCUAGCACUCCGACCACCACUCGUCCCCGCGCCCCCUCUCUACCCAGCUCAGACCCUCAACAGCAAGAAAAAAUCACAGCCGUGGUCAACGUGCCCCAGUCGAAAUACGAAUAUACGCCCCUUGAACCCCCGCUUAUCGAGACUCCGCAGUUGAGGGAUAUGGGUGAGGCGACGCCUCCGUUGGAGUGGAUUGGGCUGCAUCGCGAUCGAUUGCCGAACGUUACGCAUCAGAUUGUUAUUGUAAGUUUGCUUGAGCUAGCGAGGGAGGUCGAGGAGGCGUAUGAGAGAAUUUUGGGGAGUAGCUAGAGGAACGGGAAGUGGAGAGUGAAGGGGUGACUGGAAAAUUAGAUUCUACAAAUGGGAAGCUGAAUGGUGUAGGUGGAGGUGUAUAUUAGGCUCUAUUUUCAAAGAGGCGUUUUUGGGAUCCAAAAAGGAUAUUGGGUGCAUAACAUGGCGUUGCUCAGCAGGCUCAUUCUAUGCAAGUGUAGUCAUAGCAUUGGAGAACUAAUAUAUCUCUCUUUAUAAGC